Lactuca saligna is the source of this 480-nucleotide messenger RNA. Lineage: Eukaryota; Viridiplantae; Streptophyta; Magnoliopsida; Asterales; Asteraceae. The record is from the annotation of a GenBank genome assembly.
AUGAAAUUAGCACGAAAUUGGCACAUUGUUGUUCCUUGUUAUCAAUCAAACCCUAAUUCGAGCACAAACACUGUAGAGCACAUCAACCGACUUAGCUCUUCAGAAAUCAGAAGUCAGAACAUAGCGAUUGGCCGAUUCCUUCAUCACAAGUUCACGAUAUCGAUCAUAGCGACUGGGCGAUUUCUUUUCUUCUUCAUCAAUCAUCAUGAUAAUAUAGAACCUGUUAUUUGUUUCUGUCCAGAUAAUAUAGAACCAUAUUUAUCAGCAGAACCUGCUGUAGUUAUGAAGAAGGCAAAGCUUGAUUCAACAAUAGAACCUGCUGUAGUUGUGGCUCCACAUGAUGUUGAUCUUGAAGAAGAUGACAUCAAUGUGGUUGAUGUAGAUGUUAAAAUAAAAGGUGAUGAAGAGUUAUCUUUAGAAGAACUUACCGAUGAUGUCAUGCAAAUGGAUAACAAGGAUACAAAAGUUGAGGACGUGUAG